Molecule: messenger RNA, 207 nt
Organism: Botrytis deweyae
Lineage: Eukaryota; Fungi; Ascomycota; Leotiomycetes; Helotiales; Sclerotiniaceae
Exons: 2
Coding region: 1-207 (68 amino acids)
Source: RefSeq, a predicted model, not a curated record
AUGUCUGGUCACUUCUCCAUCACUGAUCCCCAAAAUCAUCCUCGUCGUUUCUUUGAUCAAAUAUAUCUUCGCGAGUUAAUCUGUCCCAGUGGACGAGGUUCCAAUUUUGAAGCUAUUUGCAAAAUUUAUCUUUGGGGUUUGGGAGUUUUUAAUUUCGUUUGUCCACCAGGUCCGUACAUUCUUAAGCACGGCAAUUGGGUUUUGUGA